This is a messenger RNA of Symbiodinium necroappetens, 2163 nucleotides long. Lineage: Eukaryota; Dinophyceae; Suessiales; Symbiodiniaceae. The record is from the annotation of a GenBank genome assembly.
GAGAAGCCAUCACGUUUCUUGCGCUGUCUCUUUGCCAUGGCAGGGGUGAAGAUCCAAGUGAAGUUGGCUGGCACCACAGAGGUACCGAAAAACUUCCACCACGGCAAAGCGCAGCACAAGGAAGUCCAGAGCCUUCCUUCUCAUUCCCGGCAUUUGCCGGAACCUCAUGGUCUCAGCGAGUUCCUGUCCCAAGCUCAUCGCAUGGCCGCCUUCGAGUGGCCGAAAGCCUUGGAGGAGCGCCACUUGGAGGCAAAGCAACUGCGGCUGGUGAUCGAAGACUCCGACACCUACUCCUACGAGGCGCUGCUGCAGCAGGGCUUCCUUCCGAAGUUCCUUUGCUCGGAGCUUCGCUGCCGGAAUUGUGCGACCGUGCGUCUCGCGGCUCAGAAUCCCAUGUUUGUGAGGCGCAGCGGAUCGUGGAUUAUACGGCCCAAUCCCAGCUACUUCGACUACGUGCAGGCGGCGAAAGCACCCAGAGAUCUCAAAUUUCAGCCUCAGGGCUUUCGCCUCAUAGCUUGGUGGGUUCAUCCGGAGUUGCAGCGGGACAGCCCAUGGUUUCAGCCGAACGAAAUCAUUCCUUGCGAGCCUGGAGCGGAUCACACCUUCGACUACCAAGCGGUCCAGCCGCUCUCCGACUUCCAGACCUCAGCGGUGAAGUAUCUCAUGACCUGGCGCGACCUGGGUCCGGAGCACCUAGCGGAGCUGAUUCAGCUCCGAGCGGACAUCUUCGACCAUUUGACCGAGGAGCAGACACCAGACCUCGAGCUCCUUCCUCCAUCGGUCCUUGUUUCCGACAUCCUACCGUUUCCAACUCCCCCCGGCUUUGACUGCAAGAAGUACUUCUCAGCGAUUUCAUGCCGGAGUCUGGAUGAGCAUUUUGAUGAGGAGUCGGCGGGCGGUCACGGGGCGGCGGUCCGCAAGGCUUUGGUGGUCUUCGGUCCAGCAGGGGUGGGCAAGAGCACGGUCAUCGAGAAGCUGACGUCCGGCACUUUGGCGCUUCAAUGCCCUGAGCUCUGUUUCCUCAAAGAGCCCACAACGAUCGACGGGGACCGGAUUCGGGAAGCCAAGCCUGGCUUCUCACCGAAAGAGACCGCCCUAGCCAAGGAAAGGCUCCUCUCCUGGGCCAUUCGAGAGGAGAGGAGCCUUCUGAUCGCCACGGUCCGCCCAGAGGACUACCUGGAAAGACUGCACGCCCAGGGCUAUGUUCUCCACCUCUUGCCCAUCUUCUGUUCUCAGGAGGUGGCUCUGCGCCGAGCGCGUGCCCGAGAGGCAGAGACGGGUCGGGCCGCCGAAUCCGCGGGCUGCGAGAGAGCCUUCCGAGAGCGGAUCCACGCCUUCUUCCGCUUGACGAUGGCAUCAGGCUCGGUCUUCUUUGUGGACAAUCGUGGAGACGUUCCCCGGCUGUGGCGGAAGCUCACGUCCCCCAUGCCUGCGGAAGCGGCGCGAGCCUGCAGCGAAGUCUUCAACCUCGCCGGAGUUCCCACGCCCUGGACAUCAACUUCGUUUCUGGACACCGCGGGCUUGAUGAGAAGCAGCCUCAGGGGGUGCAAGGGGAGACAGUGUAAGACCAGGCAGCUCGUCUUUCUUGUGGGCCCUCAGGGUGCUGGAAAGACCACCACCUGGCGCCAGCACCCGGAGAUUCUGGCGCAGGCUGGCCUAGAGGGCCACACGGUCCUCGACGGGGAGUUAUUCUACGAAGCCCAUGGAGGUCAUCAAGUCUUGCAAGAGCUGGAGAAGGACGCGUGCACAUCGCACCUGACUUUGGCGGAGGAGAUGCGAACAUGGAAGAGGGAUGCUGCUAGUAGAGCUGGCUCUUUGGGUCUGAACAUCUUGCUGCCGGUCACCGGCACAAGUCCUAUGACGGACGCAGAGUCGAUGGCCUACUUCCAGCGGCUGGGCUACAAAAUCUCAGCCAUAUUCCUGCUGGUGAGCCCUCAGAGCUCUAGCUCCAAUGCCAAGAUCCGGCAAAAGCAAACCGGACGGCCAGCUAUGGAUUGCUUCACCUACAGCAAGACCUGCGAACUCAUGGACGCUUUGAGGAAGCAGUUCGACGUCCUUUACAUCAACAACGACCAGUUUCAGUGGGAAGUCUUGUCAAGUAGUGUCGGCCAGCUGAGGCUCAAGAUGUUCUCUGAGCAGUCAAGCGCAUGGCGCAGCGCCUAA